CUGUCAGCCGGCUCGCAUCAUUGAUAAGUGAGCAAAAAUUCGUGCCGCACGUAUCGUCAUCACUAAUUAAUCAAUUAAUUCAUUAAGUAUUAAACAUUUCCAAGUGGAAAAGUUAAUUAAAAAUGAAAAUCGGUUAGUUUGAUUUAAAAUAAACUAAAACUGUGUGUACUCAUGGAUAAUUAUCAUAUAAGUUGAUUAAAUUAAAAUUUAGUCGUUAAUAUUAUUUGUUUAAUAUUUAAAUAUAUUAAGUAGUUAAUUAAAAAGUUAAAUUUAAUUUUUUGAAGUGUUUGAGUGUAAAAUGCGAGAUCUAAUAAGAAGUUACAAAAUGCGUUUGAGUCGUAAACCAUCGGCGUCUGAUAGUGAUGCAGAGAGCCAACCGCUCACGAGUUCCAUUUCUUCAACUGCAAGUUUUGGGACUGUUAAUGAGCGAUGCAUAUUUCCUCAAGACUCGGACAUGACCGACAACGAGUUCGCCAAUCAACGCCGAUGCAUGAGCGAUCAAGAACUGCAGAAUAUGGCCCGCUUUGGGAAAUCAACAUCGCCCGACUUUUCUUUCCUGCAGCAACCGUCUCACAACGUCUGCAAUCGUCUUCAGUAUUUCUACAAAGGCUCCAAGAGUGUCAUCAUCGACGAUUCACUCCGACUCAAUUUCUGUGAUUACAAAGGAAACGCUACCAAGAAAAUUAAUGACGUUCCAAGACUUCAAAGAUGCUUCAAAAAUGAAGAAUCUUUUGAACAUGUCACCGUAGAAGAACCAACGCAAAGCUCGCUGGUUACAAUUUUUGCGAUAUGGAAUACAAUCAUGGGAUCGUCGCUGUUGGCGAUUUCCUGGGGGCUGGAAAAGGCCGGUCUCGUGCCUGGUAUUAUUCUGAUUCUGCUCAUUGCUGCCAUUUGUCUGUACACUUCUUACGUCAUACUGAAGGUCAACGAAAGUUACGGCAUUUACAGAAAUAAUGAAGUACCAGAUCUCUGCCGUUUGUUAAUCGGUCGUUGGGCUGAAAUGAUCGCAAAAAUCUUCUCUCUCAUCGUGCUAAUCGGCGCGAACAUUGUUUACUGGAUUCUCAUGUCGAACUUUUUGUACAAUUCCGUUACAUUUGUUCAUGAUUACAUCUACUCAAUAGAAGACACACUGGUCACAAACUCGUCCUACGAAGUGAUAUGCCCGAAAAACUAUCAACCAAACACAACUUUAGUUGAUUUAACAACCAAAACAACUAAUUCAUUUGAUAUUUACUGGAAUCUCAACUCGACAGUUCCUGUUUUUCUUUGCAUUCUUAUGUUUCCGUUGCUCAACUUCAAAAGCCCAACGUUUUUCACGAAAUUCAAUAGUUUAGGCACGAUUAGUGUCUGUUAUGUUGUGCUUUUGGUUAUUACCAAGGGUGCAACUUGGGGUGUGCAUAUUCCGGACUGGUCUUUUGAAUUUGACAUCAAGGCAAAUUUUUCUGCACUUAGUGGAAUGCUUUCUUUGAGUUUCUUCAUUCACAAUAUUAUUAUUUCAAUUUGUAAGAAUAAUCGCCACCAAGAAAAUAAUGGUCGUGAUUUAAGUAUUGCUUUCAUCUUGGUAACACUUACGUAUCUUAUCGUUGGAGUGGUUUUCUACAUUUGUUUCCCCAUGGCAAAAAGUUGUAUUGAAGAUAAUAUUCUAAACAACUUAUCAAAGUUUGAUACAAUGACAAUCAUCGCAAGAAUGCUACUGCUCUUUCAAUUGUUUACCGUCUUUCCACUGAUUUCAUUCAUGCUGCGUGUUAAUAUCCUGAACAACGCAAAAGCUAUCUUUGGCAAUGAAAAGUUUGGCGAAUUUACUUACACGAGAGUAAUUAUCUUAAAUAUCAUCGUGGUUGUGAUCUACACUUUUGCCUGUUUUCUUCCACAUAUCGGAACAUUAAUUCGAUACACUGGAGCUUUAAGUGGAAUGGUUUACAUAUUUACACUGCCUAACUUAUUGAAAAUUGCAGCAUUGAAACGUGAGAAUGCAUUGACAGCAUGGAAGUUUAUUUUACAUGCAGCCAUCAUUUGCAUUGGAGCUGCCAAUCUCGCAUUACAAUUCUUCGUCUCGUGAUUAUUAAUUUUGGAAAUUAAUAAUUAAUUUAUACACACUUUAUAUUGUUUUGAUCUGUUAUAUUAAUCUCUUUUGAGUCUUUUGAGAUAGACAAUUAGUUUAAUUUUUGUUGUGUGUCUGUGUGUUGUAAAAUGUUUGAAAAUGUUUUGAAUUGUAUACAUUCCUAUAUGUAGGAAGCAGUAUUAAUCACAUGUAUCGUGGCUUUUUUAAUGCCAGUAUAAAAUGAAUAAAUUUAUGUAGAUUACUA
This is a messenger RNA of Dalotia coriaria, 2306 nucleotides long. Its product is annotated as neutral amino acid transporter 9-like. Gene Ontology annotation, molecular function: L-amino acid transmembrane transporter activity. The record is from RefSeq and is a predicted model, not a curated record. Lineage: Eukaryota; Metazoa; Arthropoda; Insecta; Coleoptera; Staphylinidae. Gene Ontology annotation, biological process: amino acid transmembrane transport.